GCGGCUCUGCGCAUGCGUACAGCCCGUAUUACACCGAGCGUGUUUGAGAAGCUGUAUUGAACGGCUGCGUUACUAGCUAAACAUGUCAGAGAAGAAACAAACUGUGGAUUUGGGGUUGUUGGAGGAGGAUGAUGAGUUUGAAGAAUUCCCUGCAGAGGACUGGACAGGCUGCGAUGAAGACGAGGACGCCCAUGUUUGGGAAGAUAACUGGGAUGAUGACAAUGUAGAGGACGACUUUUCAAAUCAGUUGAGAGCGGAGCUUGAAAAACACGGAUACAAGAUGGAAACCUCAUAACAAUGGAUAACUAAAAUGUAUUUUUUCCACAUUUAAUAUUGUCAGUUCAGGCUGUCGAUAUUAAAUGUGAAUUGUUUUAUUUCUUCUGUAAGAAGCCCACAAGUUUUUCUCUUCCCUUAUAUACCAAACAUGUGUUAAUAAUUGUAAUAAAAAGAUGUUUUCCCUA
Messenger RNA from Triplophysa dalaica, 461 nucleotides. It is a transcript of the gene sem1, whose product is annotated as SEM1 26S proteasome subunit. NCBI's taxonomy places the organism in Eukaryota, Metazoa, Chordata, Actinopteri, Cypriniformes, Nemacheilidae. The record is from RefSeq and is a predicted model, not a curated record. Gene Ontology annotation, cellular component: proteasome regulatory particle, lid subcomplex; proteasome complex. The coding region runs from base 83 to 295 and encodes 70 amino acids. The transcript is spliced from 3 exons. Gene Ontology annotation, biological process: mRNA export from nucleus; proteasome assembly; double-strand break repair via homologous recombination.